AUGGAUAUUGACGAAGACGAUGAUUUUUACGCUCCCGAGGAGCCUACUGUUCCUGAAACAACGGCGACAACAACAGCAGCAGCAACAGCGACAACUGAAAAUGUAGCACCCAAAGCCGCGUCGCCAAAAGUAGACGCGAAGAAUGAGGAGCUGGAAGAGGGCGAGGAGGAAGAUGAGGGUGGUGCUAUGGACGAAGACGAAGACGACUCAGACAUUGAUAUUAUCACUGAGCGCAAUGAUGGCACAAAGGCGGCACCUCCGACACAAUCACGAUACAGCGAUAUCAGAAACAUUCCACAAAGGUCUGCUUCCAACGACAUGGCCGUAAAACCUGCCCCCGCCAAGAAGGAGGGAGAGUCCCCCGGUGGCUCGCCAUCUGAGCUCCCUCUUGGUGUCCCCAGCGCAGAUAAGGCUGCUGCCGCCGCCUCCAAAUCGACUAUCGAUGUUAACGCGAACCCUCCUUACCCUCCCGCUGGCAAGCCCAUCACCGCCGUUAACAUUGACGAGGAUCUUCUGGAGAACGAAAAGCCCUGGCGUAAGCCCGGUACUGACAUCAGUGAUUACUUCAACUACGGUUUCGACGAGUUCACUUGGGCCCUCUACGCCGCCAAGCAGGAGGCCAUUCGCGGCGAGUUCAACGCCGAUGCCAUCGCCGCAGGUAAUAAGAAGAUGAUGGAGGACUUUGGCAUGAUGAUGAUGGGCGGCAUGAACAUGCCUGGUGGAGGAGCUGGCGGUGCCAGUGCGCAGGGCGGCGGUAUGCCUGGUAUGUCCGGCAUGGACGGCAUGCCCCCUGAGAUGCAGGCUAUGAUGCAGCAGAUGAUGGGCCAGGGCAUGGACCCGAGCCAGAUGGAUCCUGCUACCAUGUCGGCCAUGUUUAGCGGUAUGCAGGGCCAGGGUGCCAACGCCGGCGGCCAGGCGGGUCAGGGACAAAACUUUGGCCAGGGUGGCUUUGGAGGAAACCAAGGCCAGUAUGGCGGCUACGACCAGCAGGGCAUGGGCGGUGUUAACCGCGGCGGCUUUGGCGGCAGAGGCCGAGGCGGACGUCGCCAAUGGUAA
This is a messenger RNA of Colletotrichum truncatum, 1056 nucleotides long. Its product is annotated as Fip1 domain-containing protein. Lineage: Eukaryota; Fungi; Ascomycota; Sordariomycetes; Glomerellales; Glomerellaceae. The record is from RefSeq and is a predicted model, not a curated record. Gene Ontology annotation, cellular component: mRNA cleavage and polyadenylation specificity factor complex.